CAUUUUUUUCCUGUCAGUUACUAACUUAAUUAGUACCUGAAAUCCUAAAACAUGAUUAAUUAGUCUCAGUUUGAUUCUUUCUUCUCUUCUUCAAGAUAGACAAAUUUUUCCUUAAUUAAUCCAAAACUUCCUUCCUCUUCAUCUUCAAGAAAUUAACAACAUUUUUUUAACCGUAUAAUUUCAUGGCAACGAAGCCUGGCAAUGGUUUCUUAGGGUUCCAAGUUAUCUUCCGGUUUCUGGCAAUAGCGGGCACCAUUGCUGCCGCCUACCUCAUAAUCACCACUACGCAAACCAUAUCACUUUUUGGGAUUCAGUUUAGUGCUCGUUAUAAUUAUUCUUCAGCUUACAAAUUCUUCGCGUAUGCAAAUUGUGCUGCUGCUGGCCUUUCGUUCUUUACCCUCAUGUCUGUUCUACUCAUUAGGCCUGGGAACUACUUCAUUGUGUUCCUCCAUGAUUUGGUUGUAGGAAUGUGUUUAAUGGCUGCGUGUGCAGCAGCUACUGCAUUUGGAUUCAUAGGGAAAUACGGGAAUAGCCACACGGGUUGGUCACAAAUUUGUGACAAAUUCGCCAAAUACUGCGACAAGGUGACCUACGCUGUGGGAGCUUCUUAUGCUGCUGUCGUUUUUUACUUCAUCCUCACCAUCAUGUGUGCCUACAAAUCCAACACCCCUCAAUGAAGAACCAGUUGAAUCUUUGUUUAGAGUGGGUGGAGGAAAUCAAUUAAUUCAUUAAUAUGCGAUAGGGAUUAAUUAAUUUUUUUAGUGACUUCUCUUUUGGUUAAUUUCGUUGUCUUUUGUUUAAUUAGUGUAGAUCCUUAUGAUUAAAUCACUAGGAAUUGAUUUUUUGUGAACCUAUUCUUUAUGAACCUUAGGCUUAUCAGUUGAUCUUUAUUGUUUGAUUACAAUUGUAGUUUGUCCUUUUAAUUGCACAAAGGCCACAAGCAUUUGGCUCCCUUUAGUCAAUU
Molecule: messenger RNA, 964 nt
Organism: Oldenlandia corymbosa var. corymbosa
Lineage: Eukaryota; Viridiplantae; Streptophyta; Magnoliopsida; Gentianales; Rubiaceae
Source: the annotation of a GenBank genome assembly